AUGACAAGAGACUCGCCUCUUUGGGUCGUCGGUUAUGGCUCGCUCCUGUGGAAGCCACCGCUCCACGAGCUGGACAUUUCGCGCGAGUUUGUCAGGUUCCCCGGCUACAUCCAGGGCUAUGCCAGACGGUUCUGGCAGAGCAGUUACGACAACCGAGGCACUCCCGAACAGAAAGGCCGUGUCGUGACUAUUAUCCCGAGCGACCAGAUCGUUGGCACGCCGGCGUUCAAGCCGGAUGUUCUUAGGUACGAGCUGGCGGGCAACGCAGACGCGCAGGAGAUCAUCAACGACAGCGCUCGGCUCUAUUCCGAGCUCCGAGUCUGGGGAUGCAUCUACUAUAUUCCGCCGCAAUAUGCCGCCAUGGCAACAAAGUAUCUCGAUUUCAGAGAGAAAGACGGCUACACGAUCCACAAGAUCCACUUCAACGUGACAGACCCCUGCGGCCACGAAGACGUCUUGCAGGGCCUGCCGUGUGAAAACGGCCGGUACAUCGUCGAGUCGAUGAUCUACAUCGGAACGGCUGAUAACGAGUCGUUUGUGGGGCCCGAGGACGUCGAGGAGACCGCGAGGGUGAUUCGCAAGUCUGCCGGCGAAUCUGGGCCCAACGACGAGUACCUGCUUCUGCUGCACCACGAAGUCGAAAAAAUGGGCGGCGACCCGUAUCUGGAAGACCUGGUAACUCCAGCCCCAGAUAUUUUCGCUGCUCUGCGCCAUAGCCUGGUUGCAAAGCAUGUACUACCCACCUUACAACACGCCGCUCAAACGGGUUUUAUUCUACUGCUUUUGCUAUGUCUCGACGUCGCUAGCAAUGCAACUGGGAUUUGGAAUUCCUCUAAAGAAACUGUACAAAGAGGGUGUUACAUGGCCGACCACGACAUUUGGAAUCAUCGCCGCCGUGUUCCUGGCCGUUGGACUUCUGCCCCCCUACUACGAGCUGCUCAAGAGAAACGGCCGCGUCGUCGGAAUUAA
Molecule: messenger RNA, 969 nt
Organism: Ogataea haglerorum
Lineage: Eukaryota; Fungi; Ascomycota; Pichiomycetes; Pichiales; Pichiaceae
Exons: 2
Coding region: 1-969 (322 amino acids)
Biological process (GO): glutathione catabolic process
Cellular component (GO): cytoplasm
Molecular function (GO): gamma-glutamylcyclotransferase activity; glutathione specific gamma-glutamylcyclotransferase activity
Source: RefSeq, a predicted model, not a curated record